Molecule: messenger RNA, 1170 nt
Organism: Hibiscus syriacus
Lineage: Eukaryota; Viridiplantae; Streptophyta; Magnoliopsida; Malvales; Malvaceae
Product: heat stress transcription factor C-1-like
Exons: 3
Coding region: 1-1104 (367 amino acids)
Biological process (GO): regulation of transcription by RNA polymerase II
Cellular component (GO): nucleus
Molecular function (GO): RNA polymerase II cis-regulatory region sequence-specific DNA binding; DNA-binding transcription factor activity
Source: RefSeq, a predicted model, not a curated record
AUGGUAGGCCUGAGUCGUGGACCCAAUAGAGAAAUCAACACUUGCACCCCGUUUGAAGCCGACGCACGAGAGCGAAGCACUCUUGGCUUCGGUCAAGAGCCGAAAGCAAACCGGAUUCCAUCCUCAGCCCUGUCCACUCCCUCUUGGAGUUGUAUCCCACGUGCUUCUCUCAGCACGUGCUUCUCAGCUCUUUUGCGCUUCACUUAUUCUCUCUCUGUCUCUGCGCCUUCUUCUCUAAAGAAAGAUACUUUUAUUCUCCAAAGAGAAGUGUGGCAGAUAAUCAAAAGGGUUAGCUUCGUUCGCCAGCUCAAUACUUAUGGAUUCAAGAAAGUGGAUCCAGAUAAGUGGGAAUUUGCGAGCGAAUGGUUUCUGAGAGGGCAAAAGCAUUUGUUGAAGAACAUAGCGAGGAGGAAGCAUAAUAAGAGUCCUUAUGUUCAAGUGAAAGCCGAGGAUUUACAUGACGAAGAAAUAGUGAUGGAAAUAGCUCGGCUAAAGGAGGAGCAGAAAUCGUUGGAACAAGAGCUGCUAGGGAUGAACAAGCGUUUAGAAGCCACCGAAAGACGGCCGCAGCAAAUGAUGGCGUUCCUCCACAAAGUCGUCGAAGACCCCGACUUACUUCCCCGUAUGAUGCUCGAAAAGCAACGGACACGACUGCUCAACGCCAACAAGAAGCCGCGGUUGACCAUGAUGCCCAACUCAUCGUAUUCACCAUCUUCAAGCGUCGCGGUCUCUUAUAACGAUUCGGCUAAAUCCGAAGAGGAAGAAGACUGUCAGCCGGGAGUCAUUUCGUCGCCGGAAAUCGGGUUUUUCCCCUCGAGUUAUCAAUUUUCGCCGUCUCCUGAUCAGGAUUCGAAAGAAUUGUUGGGGCAAAAUAUACAACUGAUGAACUACGGUCGAUCCACGGGAACGAGUCAAUUACCGGCGGUUCUGCUGACUCCGACGGUGAUUGGUAACGGCAUGGUGUCUCCGUCGGGGACGAGAAAAGCAGCUGGGUAUGGUGAUAGAAAUGGGCAAGUGGGUUAUUUCGGAGAAAUGGCGGCGGCAUGGGUGGAGCCGCGUCCACGACCGCCGUAUCCAUUUUCACUAUUAGAAGGUGGCUUUUAGUCGGUUGCGUCACAUAAUAUGUCUUGGAUUCUGUCUUUAAUAUACUGAUUUUUGCUUCUAGUUUUA